Molecule: messenger RNA, 1424 nt
Organism: Erythranthe guttata (spotted monkey flower)
Lineage: Eukaryota; Viridiplantae; Streptophyta; Magnoliopsida; Lamiales; Phrymaceae
Product: glutamine synthetase cytosolic isozyme
Cellular component (GO): cytoplasm
Molecular function (GO): glutamine synthetase activity
Source: RefSeq, a predicted model, not a curated record
CAGUCUACUACAUUUUCUAGAGAGAGAGAGAAAUACAGGGGAAGAGAGAGAAACAGAACUCCUUUCUGCAAAAUAAAAAAAAAAAAAUCAAAAAAUGUCUCUCCUUUCAGAUCUAAUCAACCUCGACAUCUCAGAAACUGAGAAGAUCAUUGCUGAAUAUGUCUGGAUCGGCGGCUCCGGUAUGGAUCUCAGGAGUAAAGCAAGGACUCUCCCCGGGCCGAUUACCGAUCCUUCGCAGCUCCCUAAGUGGAACUACGAUGGUUCGAGCACCGGUCAAGCCCCCGGCGAAGACAGUGAAGUGAUCCUAUACCCUCAAGCCAUUUUCAAGGAUCCAUUCAGAAGAGGCAACAACAUCUUGGUUAUGUGUGAUGCAUACACUCCAGCUGGCGUGCCGAUCCCUGGGAACAACAGGCACAAUGCAGCCAAGGUUUUCAGCCACCCCGAUGUGGUGACUGAAGUACCAUGGUAUGGUAUCGAGCAAGAAUACACUUUAUUGCAAAAGGAUGUUAAGUGGCCCGUCGGAUGGCCAAAGGGAGGUUAUCCCGGACCUCAGGGCCCGUAUUACUGUGGAGUUGGAGCGGACAAAGCUUUUGGGCGUGAUAUAGUCGAUGCUCAUUACAAGGCUUGCAUUUAUGCUGGAAUCAACAUUAGCGGCAUUAACGGUGAAGUUAUGCCUGGACAGUGGGAGUUUCAAGUUGGACCUGCUGUUGGAAUCUCAGCUGGUGACGAGGUUUGGAUUGCUCGAUACAUAUUGGAGAGGAUCACUGAAAUUGCUGGGGUUGUGCUAUCAUUUGACCCAAAGCCUAUCGAGGGUGACUGGAAUGGAGCCGGUGCUCACACUAAUUACAGCACCAAAUCUAUGAGGGAAGAUGGAGGCUAUGAAAUAAUUUUGAAGGCUAUCGAAAAGCUCAGUCUGAGGCACAAAGAACACAUUGCCGCCUAUGGAGAGGGCAAUGAACGCCGUCUCACCGGAAAGCACGAAACCGCCGACAUCAACACCUUCAAAUGGGGAGUUGCAAACCGAGGUGCGUCGAUUCGCGUGGGUAGAGACACGGAGAAAGAAGGAAAGGGAUACUUUGAGGACAGAAGGCCGGCUUCGAACAUGGACCCGUACAUUGUCACUUCCAUGAUUGCGGAGACCACCAUUCUUGGAAAGCAAUGAGCAUGUUUUUUUCAAUGCAAUUAUUAUUAGCGAUUAUGAUGCUAUUUUUAUUCGAUUUUCGAAGGAAGGAUUGUAAUUUUAAGUAGAAUGAUUUGGGAUUGUUUUUUCUUUAGGUAAAGUCUUGUGGAUUUUUAUUAUUUGCUUUUUAAGGCUUGUUUGUGAGGGUUGAGUUUGUUCUCAACCUUUCUUGAUUUGAGCCUCUUAAUAAAUGAAUGAGAAUUUUCUAUUAAUGUGGUGGAAAUUUAUAUUGGUAUUUGCUUCU